UCGGCCCCGGGAGAGUCUGCGGAAGACUGUGUCAGUGCGGGGAGGCCUCUGGGAGAGGGGCAACAGGAGGGAAGACAGAGCCAUGGCCAGGAGCUGGCUGCCAGCCCAGGAGGAGGAGUCUGUGACAUUCAGGGAUGUGGCCGUGUUCUUCAGCCAGGACGAGUGGUCGCACCUGGACUCUGCUGAGAGGACCUUGUACCGGGAGGUGAUGCUGGACAACUACAGAACCCUGGCCUCCCUGGGGAUUGUGUUUUCCAAGCCAAAAGUCAUCUCCCAGUUGGAGCUAGGGGAGGACCCCUGGAUGGUGGAAAAUGGGAUUCCUCAAAGUCCACUUCUGGGAUGGGAGAGCUUGUUUGAAACCACAGUCUCUGAAGAAGAAAAUCAAGAAGUCAUGAAAAAACUCAUAGUUGAUGGUGCUUUUGAUUUCAAGUUAGGAAAAACCUACAUAAAUGAGCACAAGUCAGAGAAGCAACAAGGCAAAAAGAAACUCUUCAGGAAAGUAUUAGUUACUAUCAAGAAGGUCUACAUCAAGGAGAGGAGCUUUAAAGGUAUUGAACUUGGGAAAAAUCUUGGUCUAAAACCAUCCCUUAUUAGAAAGCCCAGAAUUGUUUCUAGAGGAAGGAAACCCCGUUCCCAGCAGUACUCAAUUCUCUUUAAACAACUGGGGGUCAACACUGUGCGUAAAUGCUACAAGUGUAGUGUCUGUGGAAAGAUCUUUCUUCACAGCUCUUCCCUGAGUAAGCAUCAGAGGAUCCAUACAGGAGAGAAGCUCUAUAAAUGCAGGGAAUGUAGGAAAGCGUUCAGCCAAAGCUCCUCCCUCACCCAGCACCUACGCGUCCACACUGGAGAGAAGCCCUACAUAUGUCAUGAGUGUGGGAAAGCCUUCAGUUUCACCACAUCUCUCAUUGGACACCAGAGAAUGCACACUGGAGAGAGACCCUAUAAGUGCAAAGAAUGUGGAAAAACAUUUAAAGGUAGCUCAUCCCUUAACAACCACCAGCGAAUCCACACCGGAGAAAAGCCGUACAAGUGCAGCGAGUGUGGGCGGGCCUUCAGCCAGUGCUCCUCCCUCAUCCAGCACCAUCGGAUUCAUACCGGGGAGAAACCCUACGAGUGCGGUCAGUGUGGAAAGGCCUUUACUUCCAUCUCACGGCUGAGCAGACACCACCGGAUUCACACUGGAGAGAAGCCUUUUCACUGUAAUGAGUGUGGGAAAGUUUUCAGUUACCAUUCAGCCCUCAUCAUCCAUCAGAGAAUUCACACCGGUGAGAAGCCGUAUGCUUGUAAAGAGUGUGGUAAAGCCUUUAGCCAAAGCUCAGCUCUUCUCCAGCAUCAGCGGAUUCACACUGGAGAGAAACCCUACAAGUGCAAUGAAUGUGGAAAAGCCUUCUCCUGGGUUUCACGGCUUAAUAUACAUCACAGGAUCCACACCGGAGAGAAACCUUAUCAUUGUAAGGAAUGUGGAAAAGCCUUCAGUUCCCACUCAGGAGUUAAUACUCAUCGAAAAAUUCACACUGGAGAGAAACCUUAUAAAUGUAAUGACUGUGAAAAAGCAUUCAACCAAAGCUCAGCACUGAUUCAGCACCAGAGAAUUCACACUGGAGAGAAACCCUAUAACUGUAAGGUCUGUGGGAAAGCCUUCCGACAGAGCUCAUCCCUCGUGACCCACGUGAGGGUCCACACAGGAGAAAAGCCUUACAAGUGCAGGGCGUGUGGGAAAGCCUUCAGCCAGAGCUCCUCUCUGACCAACCACCAGAGGACUCACAACUGAGAGGCUCAGCAUUAGGAACACUCAGGUGGGAACCUCCAACUGAGGUGUGCUCCACAGUGACCAUGAAAGAGCUAAUCCUGGGGGGAGUGUGAGGAGAGGUGAAGGCAGACGUCAUCCACCGACAGAGACUCAGGAUGCAGGGUAACUGGAGUAUUAGGAAAGCUUCUGGAAGAUGCUCACUUGUAUUUCCUUAAGUUAUUACUGUAAGUGUGUUCGAUUGUGGGGGGUGAUAUAAUUUUAUUUUAUUUCUAGCAAUGUGUGGUAACAGCCAUCAGCUUUCAUGAGCGUCACUGGAAACCCUACUGGUUUAUGUGAAAAUGCAGCCAUAAAAUCCAGACUUCAGAUAAAUCUAGCAAUCUAUUUUUUUGAAACUGUAUUUAAAUGUUAUGCAAGCCAGUUGUCCUAGGAAGAUGUUUUGGAAAAGAGAUGUAGG
Otolemur garnettii (small-eared galago) is the source of this 2204-nucleotide messenger RNA. RefSeq names its product zinc finger protein 879 (gene ZNF879). The transcript has 5 exons. NCBI's taxonomy places the organism in Eukaryota, Metazoa, Chordata, Mammalia, Primates, Galagidae. Gene Ontology annotation, molecular function: DNA-binding transcription factor activity, RNA polymerase II-specific; RNA polymerase II cis-regulatory region sequence-specific DNA binding. The record is from RefSeq and is a predicted model, not a curated record. Bases 83 to 1771 code for a protein of 562 amino acids. Gene Ontology annotation, biological process: central nervous system development; regulation of transcription by RNA polymerase II. Gene Ontology annotation, cellular component: nucleus.